CUGAUACGUUAUCCACAUUACAUUGGUAGUCCUCAACCUUCGUCAAUAGCCAUGGCUUUCUUUCAUAUGUAAAAGCAGAAGCUCUCUCUUCCCCUCUCUACACGUUUGUAUAAAGACUGGAAGUGCACAAGAUGUUGUCAGUUCAAUUUCAACAGAGCACGAAGAGCAUUUUGGCAUCCCCUUCUUUUACUUCCCAAAAGCCCUGUUUUACACCCUGCAAAACCUCAUUUAUAUUGAAACACAGAGCUUCCUCUCUGCAUUCAUCAACCCAUCUUGGCCUCAGAAUUAAGAGAAUUCAAAGGCUUAAUUCUGCGUCUGCCGCUGCCACAGAAGUAGCUCCAGCGGAAACACCCACUGAGGUUUCAGAGUCUGAAGUCGCACAAAGCUCUGAGAAGCUAGGAGUGGUGGUUAAAUCAGUGGAGAAGCCUAGACUGGUAUUGAAGUUCAUAUGGAUGGAAAAGAACAUAGGUCUUGGCCUGGAUCAGAUGAUUCCUGGCCAUGGCACAGUGCCUUUGAGUCCAUACUACUUUUGGCCGAGGAAGGAUGCAUGGGAAGAGCUGAAAACAACUCUAGAGAGUAAGCCAUGGAUAUCCCAGAAGAAAAUGAUUAUACUUCUUAAUCAGGCCACUGAUAUUAUCAACCUGUGGCAACAGAGUGGUGGCAAUUUGUCCUAGAUACCACUGUAUUGUCACUUUUUUCGUCUUCAAUGUAACAUUUUUUUAAGUUGAUUUCAUACUAGUAUCGCACCUACACUUCAAAUUUGGGCCCCUAUAAUUGAACGGAGAAUCUGUUUAAACCAUGUCCUACUUGUUUAGUUUA
Molecule: messenger RNA, 819 nt
Organism: Olea europaea var. sylvestris
Lineage: Eukaryota; Viridiplantae; Streptophyta; Magnoliopsida; Lamiales; Oleaceae
Product: 30S ribosomal protein 3-1, chloroplastic-like
Exons: 2
Coding region: 132-674 (180 amino acids)
Biological process (GO): translation
Cellular component (GO): ribosome
Molecular function (GO): structural constituent of ribosome
Source: RefSeq, a predicted model, not a curated record